AUGCCCAGUCGUACCUUUAUACUUUUGUCUAUAGAUAAAUUCCUUUGCCCAUUCUUUCAUUCUUUCAUUUAUUCAUUCGUUUAUUUAUUCUUCUAUUCAUUCAGUCAAUUAUUCUUUCAUCUAUAUAUUCAUUCCUUAUUUUGCUCAUUUAUUCUUCCCGCCUAUUCAUUCAAUUGUUCGACCAUUCUUUUCUUUCUAUUUUCCUUCCUUUAUUCACUCGUGUAUUCAUUCAUUUGUUCGUUCCUUUAUUUAUUCUUACUUUCAUUUAUUCUUUAUAUAUUCAUUCUUUCGUUGAGUUUUUCGUCUAUUCUUUCAUUCGUUUCUUUAGUCAUUCUUUCAUUCCGUUCAUUCUUUUGUCUAUUUAUUAUUUCGCUUGUUCAUUCAUUCCUUAAUUCAUUAAUUCUUUCGGCCAUUAUUUUCUUUAUUCUUUCCUUUAUACAUCUAGUUGUUCAUUCCUUUAUUCAUUCAUUCAUUGUACCAUUUAUUUUUUCCCUCAUUAUCUUUAUCUAG
Molecule: messenger RNA, 510 nt
Organism: Acanthosepion pharaonis
Lineage: Eukaryota; Metazoa; Mollusca; Cephalopoda; Sepiida; Sepiidae
Source: the annotation of a GenBank genome assembly